ACGUUUGCUCUAUCGAUUAUUCCGUGCUUGUCCGGCCCGGUCAAUGAUAGCGUUAGUCGGACACGGAGUUGAGCGACGCCCUUCUGAGAGCCGCCCUCGCGUCGAACCCUCGAGAAUCGUCUUGCGAAAACGACACAUUCGUCCGAGGACAAGCCGAGGACUGCGAGAAUUCGUGCGCGACACACAACGCAACGUUACAAUUCGGUGAGUGAAACGAACAGGUGUUAACGAGAUAGGCGCUCGGCGGCUCGAAGCACGUCCCGAAAAUAACGUCGCUCUUCAUUCUCUCUCUCUCUCUCUCUUUUUAGAUCAUUCACGAUCGACACGAUGCUUUCUGCCAUCGACCCGUGGUCGUCGGUUGCCCGCUAGUUCGUUGAACAGACACACACACACACACACACUCUCUCUUUCUCUCUCGGCAUUCACGCUCUGUUAUGGAAACAUGAACGGCCCUACGAGCGGAUGAAUUUUUAAUCGGUCUUACGGUGCAACGUGGCUAAGGAGGAUUAUGAGAGAGGAAGUCCGCGAUUAGAAUAUGGCACGUCUCUAUUACGAGUGCAGUAACUUUGGGCUGAAGAACGAGAGCGCGAGCAACGGCGACGACAACGCGAUUAUCCGGCCGUAUGCAUGCACCCCCGACAGGUAUUGCCUGUAUUGCUGUUGUAACCCGCAGUGUUGCUUCGUGGUGCAACGACGGACUCCACGUCACCUCUGGGAAGCUUGGUACUUUUGGCUCGGCAUUGCUUUAGUCGCUGUUUUUGUCAUUUCUUCGGUGAGCAGCUAUAUAGUCAGUAAUUACAGACAUAACAUUCAAGGUAUUCCAUUCCGUCAUAAUCCACAUGUCAACGCUAACGUACGGAAUGACCGAUUCAAUCGGCCGGCAGGCAAUCAGAAUCAAAUAUCUAUAAGUAUAAUUCCCUCGACGGGGACGUUGUCGUCGCAACGGAAAACGCUGGUGAUCGGCGCACAGCCAGGUGUCACGCACAUGAGUAAGAGAGAAAAGAGAAAAAGGAGAGGCCGUGCCUCUCCUUGAUAUAUUAUUUUCAUUUUCUUCCUUCGCAAUCACCGCCGUCCGCGACAUGUAGUUGCGCGUAGUCGCGUAGCCAAACGACUAUUCAUAAAUAACUAUGAGACAAGAUUAUUAAAUAUGCAUUGAGACAAGAAAUAUCCAAGGAAUGAAAAAUAUUUAUUCGGUAGGUACUAAUAAUAUGUUUAUUUAUGCUAACAUACGUGUUUUUACGUUGAGAACAAGUUGUUCUCAAGUGAGAAAACAUACACUUUCUUAAAUCUAGCUUUUCGUGAAAAUAAGCAUAGGAACGGUUUAAUUAUUUGAAAUAGUGCAAAAUAUGAGCUUCAUUCUUGAAAAAGCAAGAAAAUAGUCAGAUUUUAAAAGAUGAGUUUUCUUCAAGAGCUUUUAAGUUAAAAAUUGUUUAUAUAUUAUAUCAUUCUUCUAAAAAGUUAAAAAACUGUAAUAAAAGUCUCGUAAAAAGUGUCUCGUAAUAAAAGUCAAUGAAGAGUAGAAUUUAAAUUUUGGAGAACAAAAGAGUUACAUGAAAUUAAAUAUUUAGAACAAGAGAAUUUAGAUUUCAGUAAACAUGUCAUUUUAGUAUCUCCACCGAGUGAAUAUUCUUUACUUUUUAGACAUUUUUUCCUUCGGUGUGUGUAUAUGUAUCCAAUUGGAUAAUAAUUUAAUUUAGACGUAACAAUUAAACAACUAGUCACUUAUCAAUUACUAAUCAAUAAUAAAUACUAGGUUCAACCAAUUAAUAAAUCUGUCAGAAAUA
Dinoponera quadriceps is the source of this 1784-nucleotide messenger RNA. RefSeq lists its product as uncharacterized. The record is from RefSeq and is a predicted model, not a curated record. The transcript has 2 exons. Lineage: Eukaryota; Metazoa; Arthropoda; Insecta; Hymenoptera; Formicidae. The coding region runs from base 536 to 1033 and encodes 165 amino acids.